This is a messenger RNA of Erythranthe guttata (spotted monkey flower), 2007 nucleotides long. Its product is annotated as Tetratricopeptide repeat (TPR)-like superfamily protein. The record is from RefSeq and is a predicted model, not a curated record. Lineage: Eukaryota; Viridiplantae; Streptophyta; Magnoliopsida; Lamiales; Phrymaceae. Gene Ontology annotation, molecular function: protein binding; mRNA binding.
UUUCGUUUCAUUUCCGCCAAAUUUCAUCUCUGCGACCAAAAAAUCCGGAUAAAAAGCACACACGGCGGCUCAGCCACCACCAUCAGCACCGCCACCCAAUAAAUUUACCAAAAUGACCUCAGCCACUCCUCCUUUCACUUCUUCCUCUCUGCAUCUCCCCCACACCCCAAAAUUCACCUACAUUUCAACCCCAUUUCGCGCCUUAACACGUCACCCAUGCCCGCCUUCAACAAUCAGAAUGUGCAGCUGGGUUUCAGCCCGACCCGAGAGAAACCCGGGUCCGAGAAAGACCCACAAGAGAAGCACCUCUUCUCCCUCCUCCGAAGCAGAGGAUUUGGUUAAGUUAAUCAUGAGGAAUUUCAGCGAUAAGCAACCAUUGGUUAAUACCCUAGAUAAGUAUGUCAAAUUUGUGCGAACCGAUCACUGUUUUCUACUGUUUGAGGAGCUCGGCAAGACUGAAAAAUGGCUCCAGUGCCUUGAGGUGUUCAGAUGGAUGCAGAAGCAGAGAUGGUACAUUGCAGACAACGGGGUUUACUCGAAGUUAAUUUCCGUCAUGGGUAAAAAGGGGCAAACCCGUAUGGCAAUGUGGCUUUUCUCCGAGAUGCGUAACAGCGGCUGUAGGCCCGACACCUCCGUUUACAACUCACUCAUCACAGCCCACCUUCACUCUCGUGACAAAUCCAAAGCGCUGGCGAAAUCCCUCGGUUAUUUCGAAAAGAUGAAAUCCAUGGAGCGGUGCAAACCUAGUAUAGUCACUUACAACAUUCUCUUAAGAGCUUUCGCGCAGGCCAAGAACGUUGACCAAGUCAACACCUUGUUCAAAGAUCUCGAAGAAAGCAUUGUCACUCCCGAUAUUUUUACGUUCAACGGUGUGAUGGAUGCCUAUGGGAAGAAUGGGAUGAUUAGGGAAAUGGAGUUUGUGCUUGCCAAGAUGAAGAGCAAUCAGAUAAAACCAGAUACAAUCACUUUCAAUUCUUUAAUCGAUGCGUAUGGUAAAAAGCAAGAAUUCGAAAAGAUGGAGCAGGUUUUCACGAGCUUGCUUCGAUCGAAGGAGAAACCGACUCUCCCUACGUUUAAUUCAAUGAUUACAAAUUACGGAAAAGCGCGGCUUAGGGAGAAGGGCGAUUUGGUCUUUAAGAGAAUGACCGAAAUGGGGUAUAAACCGAGCUUUGUUACUUACGAGUGUCUUAUCACAAUGUACGGAUACUGCGACCGUGUUUCGAGGGCUAGAGAGGUGUUUGACGAAAUGGUUGACUCUGAAAACGAGAAGAAAAUAUCGACCCUUAAUGCGAUGCUCGAUGCGUAUUGCAUGAACGGUUUGCCUAUGGAAGCUGACGCGCUUUUCGACAAUGCGCGUUCUUCUAGAAUGUUCCGGGUUGAUUCUUCUACUUACAAGCUUCUUUAUAAGGCGUAUACGAAAGCUGAUAUGAAAGAGCUGUUAGGGAAAUUGGUGGUGUGUAUGGAUAAAGAUGGAAUUAUCCCGAAUAAAAGAUUCUUUCUUGAUGCUCUUGGGGCAAUUGGGUCUUUUCAUGACGGAAAGAAGUCUACUAAUAGGAAAGACGGGUCACGCCAAAAAGCUGCAACUGAAACGGCAAAGAGUUAACUGAAUUUUUGUAGUGGUAAUCACAUAGUACUCGAUUAUUCAGACAGUUUCGGUGGACCAUAUUAUAAGGUAGUAGAGCUUUCAUCCUUCAAGUUUUUUCGGUCAUCUUAAAGACAUGCUCCGAUUUUCAGAUAGCAAAAGCUAUAGAGAAUUAUAUCUUCGUUCGGCAGUAAAUUACGUUAUCGACCAACUCUUUUUCAUGCAAGAUAUUAGCUUGUGUAAAUAUUAUGAAUUCAUCGUGUGCUGGUCAGUGACAAGUUGGUUCCCUCAAUUCCUUGUUCAUUUUUCAUCUAUGAAUUUAGUUUCAAUUUCCGAAGAUCGUUGAAUUUUUUUUGACUCGUGUUUUAAUAAAAAUCUUGAUUUCCUGUAAGAUUAUAUUUUCCUGCGACUGGGAAUUGACCUGA